UUUAGCCAAGAUGGCGGAUGCGGAGUUAACUGAAAGUAGAAAUAACCUCUUGUCCGGUUGAACAAGCGCCUUAUGGGUUUUUUUAAGCCGUUAUCCAGCCAUGAGUUUACUAAAGAGACUUGCGUCUUUGUCGCCGCUUCAAUCGCCGAGUUCAGACACGGAAAAAAAGCAACCAGACGACGAUUUUGUAGAGCUCGGCGCUCAGGAUUUUUUGAGGCUUGUAGACGUACACUGGAAUAAUGCGAAGUCAAUAAUAGCGCUAGACGAGAAAACCAUCGGCCAUCAAGAGCGGUGUAAUAUUUUAGUCCACCAUUUAAACGAAAUUAUUAAUGUUUUAGUCGAUGAAAAGGACGGUGACCCAGGUCCAUGUUUACAAUAUGUGCUGGAUGAAAAUGUAUUUCAUACCGUGUACAACUGGAGUGCAUCGAGCAAGAAUUGUGUCAAGGACAUGAAGCGAGAACAGCUGAGACUGUUUAGGAAUCUCAUCGAGAAGGGUAGAGCACCACUGUUGAUUUAUGAGCAGGUUUGGAAACCUCUCCUCUAUCUAUUGCAUUCUUGCGUAAACAACAUUUGCUCGGACGAGGAAGAACAUUUUGUGGCAGUGCUGAAGGGCCUUUGCGUGAGUGUCAACCGGGAUAUUGCACUGUUAGAUCUUUUUUUCUUGGAUAAUCACCAUCACGCACAGAUAGCCAAGCUAUCUGUGUUUUCUCUGCUGAUUCCUUAUGUUCAUCGGGAUGGAAAUGUUGGUGUUUGGGCUCGCGAUGCCAUGCUGUUAUGCAUGGCCUUAUCAUCAGUUGAUUCCAGGCUGGGCAGGUAUAUUGCCGAAGAUACAGACUUUUGUCCGGUAUUGGCAACAGGACUCAGUGCCUUAUAUUCUGAUUUGCCAACAUCACUCGACAUACCUUCAGAGGACUGGUACUCUUUGGAGAGAGGUCUGUGGGCAACUUUCCCUGAGCUGGUUUCCUUUCUGACAUCACUUGAAUUUUGUAACAAUGUCAUUCAGAUUGCCCAUCCUCUAGUCCAGUCCAAGCUGCUCAAUCUCAUUUAUCAUGGAUUUCUGGUGUCAGUAAUGGCAUCAUCACUUGGCCAGUCAUCUACUGAAGCAUUGAUAGCUGCUACAUCCUAUCUGGACUUGUUUCUACGCAGCAUCACUGAUGCCAAUCUAAUGAAAGUGUUUUUAGAGUUCAUUUUGGUGGAAAGAUGUGAUGGAAUGCCCAUUCUUGACUUAUUAGUUUCAAGGAUUGCACAUGAAUCUCAGCUUGCUGUAGUAUCACUGGGUUUGUUUUACACUCUGUUGGACCUGAACUGUGAAGAUAUCAUAUAUAGUUUGGUGCUCAAAUAUCUGAUUCCUUGCACGCACAUUCUGAGCAGCCAGAAAAGAACUAUCAAGGAAGUGGAUCUGUACAGCAAGAGCGCCUUUAAAUUCUUAUCGUUGAUACCUUCCUGUUGUAAUAACUCCAGCCGCAACUCAUCGUCGUCUUCUUCCACUGAGAAUCUCAACGGGAGCGCACCCACCCCACCCAUGAAGAUCGACCUCAAAGCAUCCAGCGAAUUGGUGUUUUACCGGUCUUCUUUUCUUGGAGAUCUUUACUCGGAAGUUUGUGCAGAUUACAUGGAGUACCUUGCAGACGCGCGAAGUUUAUUGAGAAUUUGUCAAAUGAAGUGCGCGUGCUGGUCCGCACCCUAUGAUGGACAAAACCCUGCCGUACAGGACCCCUCCUCGAAAGAACGAGAGCGGUCUUCAUCUAACGUGUCCAUGCUUGUUGCCAAUGGCAACAUUCCGAACCAGGUUUCACUUUCACCCAAGGAUGCGCAAGCGCCUGUGAAGCGAUCAUUAUCAGCGACUGAGUUUGAACAGAAGCAAAUUAAGCCAGACUUGGGACCGUUUUUGAUAACGCUGUUUCAAAAAGUUGAACGAAUGCCGCAGAACACGUUUUAUGUGAACUUGAUUUUGACUGGUGUGGUUACUAGACUGGCCUUAUAUCCUCAACCGCUAUUACGAUCGUUUCUUCUUAAUUACAACAUGGUUCUUAAACCAGGAGUUCGCUCACUGUUUCAGAUCCUUAGUUCCGUGAAAAUUAAAGUAGAGAACAUUGCUGAUCAAGUUGACGAACUCGACAAACUCCUGCGCCGGGCCAGAAAGAACCUAAUUCUUCGCGAGGAAAAGAGUCGAGUCAGUAUUCAGAGUGUUGUUGUGGACGUACAACAACCGGUGAAAAUAUCAAAAAACCCUGAAACCAGAAGCCCUACGACGACUCGAAAGCUGUUAAAACAGAAAACGGACUCUUCCUUACUGAGCAAUGUCCGCAUGCUCAAAGACGGCCCUGCGCCGAAAUAUUUUGGCAAGGGAAGUUCUAAUCUUCGAAAACAAUCGAUAGACGCUUCCUUAAGCCCGAAAUUGACAAAAGCCAACCAGGAAAGACGAGGAAGUUUAGAGAGUGCAAGCACCAGCUCAAGUUUGUCCUUAAGCGAGUCGUGGGAGAGCUUAAACUCUUUGAGCCCUAAGUACGGUAGCACCGCUGAUUUAAGCGCUGAGAACUAUCCCAAACCGGGUACCAUUCGAAAACUUUCCAGUCCCCAAAACUCGCCGAAAAAUUCCUUUAAGAAGAACACUUACAAGAGGAAAAAUCCGAAGACUGUGAAAAACGCGGUCUACUGUAUUGUGGUUUUGGAGGAGUGGCUGAAAGAACUAGCGGCGAUUUCCCAAGAACAUGCUUUGGUGCUUGGUGUAGGUGAGGAGUUGAACACCGUUUCUCUGUGACCAUGUAAGGGGUGAAAAUUACCCCAGGGGUAUUACAUUCCCUGGGAUUAGUAACCGUGUGAGUAACCAAUCACUUUCCAGAACACGAGUCAAUAUUAUGGUAUCAAUCAUGCUCAUGUGUAACAACUUUUGCGAGCUAUUUUCUAUUGCUUGUAGAGGAACAAAAACAUUGUGUCUGUAAUUGUGCUGCUUUGUGACACACGGUAUAAAAAUGAAAAAAUGGACGAAUUGUGAGCAGGAAGCGCAGACUGAAACUCGAAUUUCCUUUUCAACUUUUUUACGCUUGCGCAACCACUAUGGUGGUGGCAGACGAUUUGGAUUCUCAUGGAAAAAAAAGAACUGUACAUUUUUUUGAUAGUAGGUUAACAUGAUAAAAUUAUAAAUUUUUUUAUCUGCGGAAAGUUCUCUCUCUUUAAUUAAUGCAUCCAGAGAGAAACUAAAUGAAAAUAUUUUAUUCGGUUAUCGGUUGAAACGCUGUUGUAUAUGUAGGGUUUUUUUUUUUUCAAAAUUCUCGGUUCGGACCGUCGGAACUUAUAAAUACAAACUCUACUAACCAUACUUACCAUUACCAAGUGAAUUGUAGCCUGAAAAAUCAUCUUACUUAAAGAUGUAUCUUUUCAAGGUUAAUUUCAUUCUCUACUCAAUUUGUGAAUUUCAUAUUUAUCACUAGCUCGUCCGUGCUAUCAAGGUAGAGCAUUCUAUUUUUGCAGGACAAGCAUUCUGAUGUCAUUAAUGCGCGAUAGACCGGAUUCCGACCGGAAUCAAAAUUUGGAAUCCCAAUUAUAUAGCUAAGGUACAAUUUGAUUUUGAUUUUGAGUGAAAGGAGCACCUUGGUAGAAUCGCUAGAAAAAGUGACCGGAAUAACUGUAAUAUAUGAGGUAUUUAAAGGUCGGUCGGGUCCUGUCAGUGGGCUCAGUGCGCAAGAACGAGGCCAGAGUUAUUCACGUGUUAAGCAUGUACGCUUUAUGGGUAAUCAGUGAGGUCAGAGCACGAGAACGAGGCCAGAGUUAUUCAGGUGUAUGGGAUGCAUGCUAGAAAGCGACAUUAGAAAUGUAAUUUUUAAAUAACACGUACCAUCAAGGAAAAUAAUUUUAAAUAAAAGUAAGCUGAGUUUUGUAAA
Pocillopora verrucosa is the source of this 3881-nucleotide messenger RNA. Its product is annotated as FHIP family protein v1g243165. Lineage: Eukaryota; Metazoa; Cnidaria; Anthozoa; Scleractinia; Pocilloporidae. The record is from RefSeq and is a predicted model, not a curated record.